Molecule: messenger RNA, 1269 nt
Organism: Baudoinia panamericana UAMH 10762
Lineage: Eukaryota; Fungi; Ascomycota; Dothideomycetes; Mycosphaerellales; Teratosphaeriaceae
Exons: 2
Coding region: 1-1269 (422 amino acids)
Biological process (GO): peptidyl-arginine methylation
Cellular component (GO): cytoplasm; nucleus
Molecular function (GO): protein arginine N5-methyltransferase activity
Source: RefSeq, a predicted model, not a curated record
AUGGCCGAAACACACCCAGAUGUCAACCAUGUCAACGGCAUCGAUACAGACACUACAAACGACGAAGUUCUGCUCGCCGCCACCAACCACGACCUUGAAACAUUGACGAGAUUACUCCGGAGCAACCCAGCCUUGGCCAAAGUCCAAGAUGCCGAUACCGGCUUCUCGCCUCUACAUUGUGCCAUCGCUUCCUGCGAGCCUGACGAAGACUUUGAUGCAGAUGCUGGCGCUGGAGAUGCGGUGCAUAGUAACGCCUUGGACGAGGACAGUGCGCUAGCCACGGUGAAACUGCUCUUCGAGAACGGCGCGAUCUGGAACGAACUUGACAACGCUGACGAGACACCUGGCUGCCUUGCAUUAAGACUAGGUUUGCGGCAAGUCUACGAUGCAAUCGUAGAAGCAGGUGUAAGAGCCGAAUUACUAUUUGGACGUCUCGACGGGUAUGAGCUAUUGGCUGGUGGUGACGAAGAUGCUGAGCCAGAAGAUGAGGCGAUUGUGGGCUUUGAACCGUCUCCGGUUGAGGUCCGCAGGCCGGAGCUGCCGUUGCCGGUCACAGAUGCCCAAGCAUCGACCACGACCGAGCCAAUUCUCGCGAACCCGAACGUGAACAAUGAAGACUACCUCAAGUCGGAGCUUACCUACUCAGGCGACCGCCUGCUGGACUCAGAUAAGAAUGCUGUCAUGAUGGAUUGGGAGACGGAGAUCAUGAAGAUAUCCGCCGACCAACUCAGUCCUCGCCAGGGACUCCGCACGAUGAAUGUUGGUCACGGAAUGGGAAUCGUAGACUCCAUGUUCCUACAACACGAGCCAGCGAUGCAUCACAUAGUUGAAGCACACCCAGCUGUACUCAAACGCCUGCGGGAAACCGGUUGGUACGACAAGCCCAACGUCACCAUCCAUGCUGGCCGCUGGCAGGACGUCCUUCCAAAACUGGUGGAGCAAGGCGUCGUGCUGGACGGCAUCUACUAUGACACGUAUGCGGAAGACUACAAGGACCUCAAGGAGUUCUUCACCGAGUAUGUUAUCGCCUUGCUUGACAAGGACGGUCGCUUCGGCUUCUAUAACGGCCUAGGCGCCGAUAGACAGGUCUGCUAUGAUGUCUAUUGGAAGGUCGUGGAGAUGGAUCUUUUCGAUGCGGGCCUCGAUGUGGAGUGGACAGACAUCGCGGUGCCGGAUUUGAAAGGCCGGGAUGAGUGGAAUGGGGUGCGGUAUCCUUACUGGGGCAGCAUUGAGACUUACCGUUUGCCGACAUGCAAGUUUGUGGGCUGA